Messenger RNA from Guillardia theta CCMP2712, 744 nucleotides. RefSeq lists its product as hypothetical. The record is from RefSeq and is a predicted model, not a curated record. The coding region runs from base 1 to 744 and encodes 247 amino acids. Lineage: Eukaryota; Cryptophyceae; Pyrenomonadales; Geminigeraceae. The transcript has 2 exons.
AUGAAACUUGACUAUGGCGCCCUCGGAUGGCUCAUCAUGUGCCUUUACCACUAUGGCUUCCCAAUCUACUUCGCUGUAGCCUGGGCCAGAGUCGAUGAUGCAGACCGCCUCUGGAAGACCGGUCCUGCAGGUGACAGCACCAACUACCGUCUCAUGAGCGGUUACAUCAUUGUCCUCUGGGUGUUGAACUUCUUGAACUCCCUGUUUCUCAUCAUCAGCAUCUUCGAUGAACGCAGGUUCCAGAUCUUCAGGUGGUUUUCUUUGAUUUUGAACACCUUUGGCCUUGGAGCUUUGGAGGUCGCUGGUAUCAUGAUCAUCGAUCAAGUCUUCCCCUACCGCACUUGCGCUGAGCUCGGCUUCUUCCAUGGACCCGAGAAGAGCUUGGAUGCAUGCUACGUUGUUCACAUUAUCUGCUGGAUGGUAUUCAUCACCAACGUCAUCGUGAUCGGCAUCGUAGUCUUGAUCGUUCCUGCUCAUCUCAUCAUCGGCAACGACUUCGGCUUCAAGGUCUACCGCAUCGUCAUGGGAUCCAGCCUUGCUCGUGCGUUUAUCCCUGCCGUCUUCCUUCCUGCUGAGGAGCCCACGGACGGACAGCAGCCCACUACUGAGCAGCAGAAGCUCGAGGCCGGAUACCCCAUGGCCACCAACAUUGCUCUUGAGCAGGCCGUCCAGCCUUCGACCAUCCCCGCUACUUAUCCCCCAGUUUCCCCCAGCAAUGUUCCCGUGAUGCUCGGAUCUGCCUAA